AUCAAAUCAUGUCUGCAGUGCUCUGCAAACUCUGCACUAGAGGGUCCAGAGAAGGAAAACAGACUCCCAAGACUUACACCAACCCAUCCUGCUGCUCUUCGCCUCUGUCCUCACCAGUGCCGUCACCCUCCUCUUCGCCCCCCUCGUUGCUGUCCACAAUGGGAGAUUGACCGUUCCAUUAUCAUUGUCAUCCCAAUUUGACGAUGAUGACGGUGAUGAUGAUGCUGAUGCUGAUGAUGAUGAUGAAGCAAGUGUCGUCAUCUAUGAUCUGUCCCCUCUGUCUUCUCCCUGCUGUCAUCGCUAGUCUCAAGGCUGCUGCAACGUCUGAGGACACAGCUGCUGCACCUCCUUUUGCUGCUGCUGCAGCUUUCUAUGCAGCCUUCUCCACCGCUUUCCUCGCAGUGACAUCCUGUUCCAUGGGCAUCAUCUCGCCCCCUUUCUCAUCUCCAAGGGGGUGCAAUAUCUUCCUCUGGGCCACGUUCCCCUUGGCCUGGUACCGUCCUCCUUGUUGCCGGCUGCUGCCACGCUGUUGUCUCCCCUCCAUCCAAGCGUCGUGCGCCUAUCUCUCCUGCCCCGAGUGCACACUCCGCCUCUGCCAUAUUAUAUCGCACUGCAGGGUCUUAGCUCUCGGCGCCUGCUCACCUCCCCAAAACGUGCUCCCUAUGCCUCCCUGGCGCACUGCAGAGCUGCCACUACCAGGUGCCACCGCCAGUGUGCGCAAUGCUUUCCUUGCGCAACCACCUCUGUGCCAAAUGCGUGUCGCCUUCGAUCUCCACCUCCGAGUCUGUAAUCUUCUCCAUCACAUCGUCCACCCUAUCCCUGGUGUUGUUCUCGGCUCUUUGUACCCACUCAACAUACCAGUCCUCUGUCUCCACCUUCCCUUCCUAAUCGGGCAUGUCCUCAAACCGCGGGAUGGGAACAUCGUCCUGGCCAGCCCCGUGCUCUUGCAUCCACGGCAAGUGAAAGUUAAAAAUUCUGAUUGCUGUAAAUGAGCUCCGCUUUGGAGGCCUGGCAUCAUCAUCCUCCUCCUCCUGCCAAAAAUAUUAGAAUAGUAAAAAAUUAAAAACAUA
Chara braunii is the source of this 1070-nucleotide messenger RNA. The record is from the annotation of a GenBank genome assembly. Lineage: Eukaryota; Viridiplantae; Streptophyta; Charophyceae; Charales; Characeae.